Mus musculus (house mouse) is the source of this 2056-nucleotide messenger RNA. It is a transcript of the gene Spata16, whose product is annotated as spermatogenesis associated 16. Bases 137 to 1849 code for a protein of 570 amino acids. Gene Ontology annotation, cellular component: acrosomal vesicle; Golgi apparatus. Gene Ontology annotation, biological process: spermatogenesis. The transcript is spliced from 11 exons. The record is from RefSeq and is a predicted model, not a curated record. Lineage: Eukaryota; Metazoa; Chordata; Mammalia; Rodentia; Muridae.
UUUUUACUUCUAAGAGCUCUCUGAAGCUCCACAGCAGGUUGGCCUGGGAUUGGGACCGUUGGCACGACAGAUGCUGUAGGUGGUAGUCACUCGGCUCCUCUGACCCUAAACCACACAGGAGUCUACGGGUGGACCAAUGGAUUCUGGCAAGAGUAGGAGUUUGGAGACUACAGUGAAGAGAGUCUAUCGAGAUCUGCUUCUUCCAAAGAUAAAUACAAGCAAGAAAAUGUCCACCUUGACAAAUUCCCCCAGCAGCCUGGAAGGGACACCUGGAAUUAAGAAGAACAGUGGAGAAAUGCAAGCUGAAGCCUCAGCUGAGAGAGUAAAACUCACAAAGAGCAUCAAAGAAAAACAAAAUAACGAGUUAGAGAAGGUGGCCCUUAAACGGAAGGCUGACAGCGAAGAGAAGCUGGUGGGAAAGAAAGAGGCCAAGAUAAUGGAACUAGACAAUCAGCUAGUCACCACCGUACCUCUGCCCCACAUCCCCUUAAAGAACAUAAUGGAUGUGGAAAUGAAGCUGGUCUAUGUUGAUGAAGAGGAUGUGAGCUAUGAGUUUGCCCAGCCUAACAUGUGCCUUGGGCUUCAGGCAACAGGCCAGACUGCCACCACGAUGCCACCUGCAAGUCCCCGGGAUCUCACCACCCUGCCACAGAUUGACAAAUGGCUUCAGGUAGCCUUAAAGGAUGCCAGCUCUUGCUAUAGACAGAAGAAAUAUGCCGUGGCAGCAGGACAGUUCAGGACAGCACUUGAGCUUUGCAGCAAAGGAGCAGCUCUGGGGAAACCCUUUGAAGCACACGCUGAAGACAUAGCAAGCAUCGCAAGUUUCAUUGAGACAAAGCUCGUCACAUGCUACCUACGUAUGCGGAAGCCUGACCUUGCCCUGAACCAUGCGCACAGGAGUAUUGUUUUAAACCCAGCCUAUUUCCGAAACCAUCUUCGUCAGGCAGCCGUGUUUAGAUGUCUGGAGAGAUACUCAGAAGCUGCCCGUGCCAUGAUUGCGGACUACAUGUUCUGGCUCUGUGGAGGGAGCGAGCACUCUGUAAGCAAGCUCAUCAAACUGUAUUGGCAGGCCAUGAUUGAAGAAGCCAUCACCAGGGCCGAAGCUUUCUCGGUUAUGUACACGCCCUUUGCAACAAGAAUCAAGCCUGAGAACAUAGAAAAGGUGAAAGAGGUGUUCAUGAGAACUCACCCCACCUACGUGGACUGUAUCUACACAGAUACCCAAGGACUCCAUGUACUGCCGCAGACAGCCGACUGGUCGUGUUUUCCUCCCCAGCAAUAUCUGCUGACACUUGGGUUCAAAAACAAAGAAGACGGGAAAUUCUUGGAAAAAGUGUCCAGUAGGAAGCUCCCCACCUACACAGAACAUAAAACUCCCUUCUCUCCACUGACCAGAGAAGAUACAGUGAGACACAUGGAGACAGUGGGGAAGAGAAUCCUGCCCAUCCUGGACUUUAUCCGGAGCACACAACUGAAUGGGAAUUUCCAUGCCUGCUCAGGUGUGAUGGAGAAGUUGCACUAUGCCAGCCUCCUCAGCCGGCUGCAGAGAGUGAAGGAACAGGCCCAGGUGAUCAAUCAAGCAAUGGCAGAGCUGGCAACAGUCCCUUAUCUCCAGGACAUCAGUCAACAGGAGGCAGAAUUGCUGCAGUCGCUAAUGGCAGACGCCAUGGACACCCUUGAAGGAAAGAAGAGUGAUAAGGAGCGUGUGUGGAAUACAAUCCAAAAGGUCGGACGAAUAGAAGACUUCCUGUACCAACUAGAAGACAGCUUCUUAAAAACUAAGAAACUCAGAACCGCUCGAAGGCAGAAGACAAAGAUGAAGAGACUUCAAACUGUACAGCAAAACUAGACACUAGGAAGCAGGCUGCCUGAAGUGUCUGGAGAAGUUGGGGUCUGUAGCCUCUGGGUAACAAAGGCUGUCACCCAAGGCCUCAGAUGGCACCCUCUUGGCAAAGACAGUCUACACUUCAUUACUUUCAACUGGUAGCAAUAAAUGUUCUCGACUUGUUGGACUUAUGCUCAAAUUCUUCUUGUUUAAAGAGCUCAUGUAAUAACC